AUUUCCUUUCAGAGGGGCUAGACUAACAAGGGUCUAAUGUAUCAUUCUUUCUGAUAGGCUGAAUAUGCCUGAUGGUGCUUUCAAUAAUGCAUUUCAGUUAUGUCACAAAAGGAGGUUGCUUUAUCUAUUUGAAAUUAAAAAUAGAGAAGAAAACAGACAAAACUCUCCGUGCUACCAACUUUUGAUAUUUGUAUUGUUUUCCCUUGUCACAUUUGCUUUAUUUCUCAUUAUGCAAAAUAAUAUAUUCCUAAAUAAGGUUAUGAAUGAUUUCUAUACCGUGUGUAUGAGAUUUCUCUGGAAAUUGUAAUGUGUUUAGCAAAACAAUAUUGUUUAAACAUAUUACAAAAAGAAAGUGGUAAAGAUCAACAAAAGCAAGGAAAUCUCCAAGCACCCUUGAGAUGAAACCGCCUGAUGGACCAUAUUCAGGCUUUCUGGUUAUUACAGAUGAAGAAGCUGAUUCACAGGACAUGCUGUGUUGGGGUCAAUGGGGUCUGUGUGGUAUAUGCAAGCGUAAGAGUGUCAAGAAGCUUCCCUUUCCACAGGAUAAGAUUUUGUCGAUUGUUUAUACAUCUGAGUAUCAUGAAACAACAACCACCAACGUCUGGUUCAUCCCAGUUCCAGAUCAACCUCUCUCCUCCAACUGCUACUAUGUUAUCAGAGCAAAAGGCAGACAUAAAGGAAAAGCAUGCACGUGUUCAAGAGAGGGAGACAUAAUAAACUGUUGCUUUAGAGAUGUCUUAAGGGACAAAAAGCCAAAGCCUUUAAACUUUAAAAAUGUAUACCAACAAGUAAAGAUCUACCACCAUCAUGGUGGAGGUUUUUUCGCCAAGUCAGUAGCUCCAGAUGGUGUUCCUCCAAAGUUCCUAAGAACAAAAGGUUGGACAGUUCAUAGCUCAAGCUUAAACCGUUUACGGCUAAGCGAAGCUCUGGGCUUGGAAACCUCUCUUCGGGCUCAACUUCCCAACUUCAAGUUCCCCAUCUUCAACUUCCACUCAUCCCCUGUGGUGGUUGGAAAAUGGCACUGUCCAUUCCCUUUUGUCAGAGAUAAAACAAGUAGUCCAAAAAGCCAGAUGAAAAAAUCAAUCUUUUACACUUUGACCCUUGAGCAAUGGUGGGAAGAGAUAUUCUCAUGUGGGAAUGUUGACCGCAACAACAACAACAAUAAUAAUAACCAAGGGAAUUCAGUGACUGUAGAUGUUUAUGUCCAAAGGGAGGUGUAUUUGGUGGCUGGAAUGGAAGCUGUGAGGGAUGACAGAAGUGGUCAUGGUGGGUUUUCUUGGUUCAAAGUGUAUAACCCAAAUGGAAGAAGAGGGGUGGUGUUGAGUGUGGGAGUGAGUUCGGCCAUUGCUGAACAUAUGAGGUGGGUUUUGGAUGCAGGUGGUUGGGUUAGUGGAGAUGAAAGAGAAGUGAAGGUGGAGAGAGUUGAGGAGAAUACUAAUGGAAAUAACAGGUGGAGGAAGUUUGGGUGUUAUGUGUUGGUAGAGAGCUUUUCUUUGAGAAGAUUGGAUGGAAGUUUGGUGCUCAAAUGUUCCUUUAGGCACACCCAAAGGAUUCAAUGCAAAUGGGAAUAACAUAUCAAUGGUUUUAGAUGUAUAGAUAGUUUAUAUAAGAUCCCUUUUAUGCGUGUAAUAAUACUUAAAUACAACGUUAAUACAAUGUAAACAAAGACGCUCACAAUGAAUUGAUGUUAGAACGAGUGAGUGUAUGGUUAAGGAAGUAGGAAUAGGUGAGUGUGUGGUAAGGUGCAUGGGCUUCUAUCUCAAAUGUCCUUUUAGGCACAUCCAAAGAAUUACAAUGUAAACAAAGACGCUCACAAUGAAUUGAUGUUAGAAUGCGAAAAUGUAUGGUUAAGGAAGUAGGAAUAGGUGAGUUUGUAGUAAGGUGCAUGAGAUUCCACCUUAAAACCAAUUAGCAAUGAGAGGAUUGACCCAUGCAUCUUAUGUAUUGGUUUAUAGUUUUCACAUAUUAUCAAUGUGAGACUCUUUAAUAUUUCCCCUCAAAAUAGUGGUUAUUUUUUU
Molecule: messenger RNA, 2018 nt
Organism: Cannabis sativa
Lineage: Eukaryota; Viridiplantae; Streptophyta; Magnoliopsida; Rosales; Cannabaceae
Exons: 3
Coding region: 399-1571 (390 amino acids)
Source: RefSeq, a predicted model, not a curated record